AUGGCUAGUUUCACAGAAAAAUUCGGCAAUCUCUACAACAACAAUCUUUGUCCGUCCAAACCUAAAUUCUUACCAGAGGACUAUCCUGAUUUAACAGGUAAAACUGUACUUGUAACAGGUGCAAAUGCGGGAAUUGGCUACGAAACCACCAAACUUCUCUUGGAAGCUGGUGCCCAAGUGUUGGUAGUUGUGAGAAGUUUGGAAAAAAUGAAGGCUGCUGAGGACAAAUUGAAACUGGAGGGUGCUGAAACUUCAAGAUUGGAAAUUUUUGAGGGUGAUUUCAGCGACUUGGCCUCUAUUGGAAAAUGUGGUAAAAACAUUGUGGAAAAACAAUCUGAAAUCCAUAUUGUCAUUCACAAUGCCGGUGUGAUGCUUCCUCCUCGUGGAUCUGUCACCAAACAGGACUACGACUUGCAAUUGGGCGUCAAUGCUUUGGCACCUUACUUGCUUCAAAAGUACCUUGACCCAGUAGUUUUAGCUGCUAAAACUGACCAAUUUGUGCCGCGGGUGAUUUGGGUGUCCUCCAACUCGUACCUUUUUGCUCCUGGACCAAGGGGCUUGCUUCCUUAUGAGGAGAUCAACGACAAGGAUGGAAAAAGUACGUUAUUCGCACUUUAUGGUCAGUCCAAAGUGGCGCUUAAUUACAACGCUUUGAUUUAUGCGGAAAAGUACAAAGGAAAGAUCAUCACUGCUGCCCUCAAUCCAGGCGGGUUAAAAACAGAUUUACAAAGAAACACUCUGGCUUUCGAACAGUGGUUGGCACGGCUGUUGUUGAAGGAUCCGGUGUAUGGUUCGUAUACGGAGCUCUAUGCGGCGUUGAGCCCCGAUAUCACAGUGGAAAAUAGCGGCUGUUUCGUGAGACCUUGGGGACAAAUUGAAGAGUAUUGUGGCUUUAUUAAACAGGGGUUGAAGGAUGGAACCGCUAAAAAGCUUAACGAGUGGACCGAAGAGCAAAUUGCCCCAUAUUAUCAGUGA
Molecule: messenger RNA, 975 nt
Organism: Meyerozyma guilliermondii ATCC 6260
Lineage: Eukaryota; Fungi; Ascomycota; Pichiomycetes; Serinales; Debaryomycetaceae
Exons: 1
Coding region: 1-975 (324 amino acids)
Source: RefSeq, a predicted model, not a curated record